AUGGUUGGCGGUAGAUGUAGGGAGCAAGUCAACAGGCCGUUUAUUCGGGCCACAUGUACUGAUCCUUCACUAUGCGAUGGACCAGAUGCUCUGGACUUCGGUACUCAGUGCCUUACCCGGGCAGCCAUUUUCAAUCACUCAUUUAAUGCUCAUCUCAAUUGUAAUCCUCUCCGACAUUUUCUGAGUCGUGACAGAAUUGCUCUACUCUUCCUCAGGUUCAUGCUGUUUUUUUUCUGUAGAGACUGA
Messenger RNA from Protopolystoma xenopodis, 246 nucleotides. The record is from the annotation of a GenBank genome assembly. NCBI's taxonomy places the organism in Eukaryota, Metazoa, Platyhelminthes, Monogenea, Polystomatidea, Polystomatidae.